Moneuplotes crassus is the source of this 677-nucleotide messenger RNA. Lineage: Eukaryota; Ciliophora; Spirotrichea; Euplotida; Euplotidae. The record is from the annotation of a GenBank genome assembly.
CCAAAACCCAAUCCUAAAAUCCCCCCAAAACAGUCCUUCCAGCCGUUCAGUCUAAAACUUGCAUCUCAAGCGAAACAGCUUAUUAAGCAUUCAGUUCUAAAAAUCUAAGAGACUGCAAAACUCAAGGUAGUUAUCCAAACACAGGUCUGGCAGGCACUAAACAGGGUUUAAACUGACAAAUUUUGGGGCGAAAUUUUGGACUUCGGACUUAAAGACUAACAGUGGUGGAUGAAAAUAGGUAGAGGUGUAGAUGACUUUAUGCUGAAGGAGGGUCUCAUUUGAGAUUUUAAGGAAAUUAAGAGAAUGUGUAGAAGGAGAGAUUUAUAAAUAAUGCAGAUUAUAGAUGGUGAAGGAAUAAGAACAUAUUCUGCAUAGAUAAGGAAUAAUAAGUCAUCCCUAUGCUACAAAGAGGCUUCUAGAACAACAAUUGGAUACUAGAGAAGACUCAAAAGUUUAAUUAGCUCAUUAAAACAGGAAAUAUUAUUUAAGAGAAAUCCAAUAGAUUAACUAAAAAUUCGAAAAAUUACUUGACCCUACAUAGUUUCCUUCUGAUAAAUUAACUCUGGUAAAAUCAACUGAAGUAUUUACUCUGCUUGCCUGAAGGUCUCCUUAACGACUUGAAUGGUGGCUUACCUUCAGGAGGAAUGUAGUAAAUUGCUGACAGUCAUUUUUGCAUC